AUGUCUUCCCCGCCGCUGCCAGCGCAUCACACAAAGCAUAUUCCAUUGCUCGAUUAUCCUUUCCUGGGCCGUCGUUUCGCUCUGCGACAGCUUGACGACGGCAAGGCGAAUGGAACUGCGCUGUGGCUGGGCGCGCAGUGCAUGUCACUCUAUCUUGCGGAUAUCUCCACGAAACUCCAGCACUCUGGUAGAUCCGAGUCGAAAAGGCGUCCCAGAGCCGUUGAAUUGGGGAGCGGGAUAGGGCUGACGGCCCUGGCGCUAUCAUCUCUGGGCUGGGAUGUCCUUGCCACUGACGUCUCCAACGUUAUCGCCGCUGUCCUCAGGGAGAACAUCUCCACGAAUGCCGCUGUCAUGACCGGUGAUCCUGGCUUGAUUGAAGUUCGUGAGCUGGAUUGGACUGUUCCGCCGUCGGACUGGACUUGGGCGGAUCACGAAAGCAUAACAUCUCCCUCGCAGACGUGCCUUACGGAGAGCUCUGAACUACUUCGGCCGCCAUUUGACCUAAUCGUCACGUCGGAUACUCUGUACACAGAAUCCCUGUGCACGCCGCUUCUCCGCUCACUCCAUGCACUCUCUGCUCAAUCAGUCCAGUCGACAUCGAAGGGCUCUCGCAGUCCGCCGGUAUAUAUCUGUGUUGAACGUCGCGACCCUGCUCUUAUAAACCGAGCACUAUCUGAGGCAAAGGAUACAUGGGGUUUCGUUGUCGAGCGUGUUCCACAGAAGAAACUCACGAAGAGCAUGGAGAAAGGCGCACUGGUGUGGACUAAGGACGACUGGGAUGGCGUGGAGAUCUGGCGGAUGACAUUGGGUUAGACGGUUAUUCUAUGUGAGCUCGCUCUAUUCGCCAUUGCCACAAAUAUACCUCGGCCGGACCUCGGACUUCUGCCUCUGUCAUAGGUAUACUGUUCCACAUCUACAUUAUUGCAUUCGACACUUAACUUGCC
Gloeophyllum trabeum ATCC 11539 is the source of this 944-nucleotide messenger RNA. RefSeq lists its product as uncharacterized. NCBI's taxonomy places the organism in Eukaryota, Fungi, Basidiomycota, Agaricomycetes, Gloeophyllales, Gloeophyllaceae. Gene Ontology annotation, cellular component: cytoplasm; nucleus. The record is from RefSeq and is a predicted model, not a curated record. The transcript is spliced from 2 exons. The coding region runs from base 1 to 813 and encodes 270 amino acids.